AGCACUAACACGGCUUCAGACCUGUGACGUUCCUGCUCAUGUCUUUGUCGGAGCAGUCGGCUGUUGUAUAAAUCAAGAUGGUGGUCUUGGCUCUGGUCGUGUUUGUAACGUUGUCAUCCUGCUCGCUCGGCUGCUCGGGGAACAGAACCUCAAGUGUGCCAAAGCUUUGGAGCACGGAGAAUCAGUCCAUGGCUCUGCAACUGGCUGCCGUGUUUAAGGAGAUGGAGAGUCUGAGGUGUGAACAAACAACACUUCAGCAGCAGCAGCAGCAGCAGCAGAGCGCUCUGACUCAGAUGCACGUGACGAGGGAGCAGAGAGGGGAGCGGCAUGAAGUGGGAACGACCGUCCUGACUUACGGUCCCAAUGAUGACGAAGAAGAUGAUCUGCAUCUCUCUGGGGAAGACUCCAAGAGACGGGCUGACCCCUGCUUCCAUUACACCGUCCUGGACCAGCCCUGGAGAGCCACUAACGCCACCACCAAAAGCAAGAUGUGUGACCGCAACGUCAAGUGGAAAGGCUGGUACCGCCUCUUCUACCAGGGGAAGAGUAUUCAGAUGCCGGAGAGGUGUGUCCCUGUGGACAAAUGUGGCACCCACUCCCCCCUGUGGCUGGCGGGGCCUCACCCGAGGAUGAGGGACGGCAUUGUCACCCGCAAAGUGUGUGGACACUGGAAGAAGAAGUGCUGCGCUUUCAAGUCCACCCCCAUCAAGGUGAAGAAGUGUCGCGGGAACUACUACGUCUACAUGUUCGCCCCACCCACCGCCUGUUAUCUGGCCUACUGUGCAGACAUCAACACUCUUGUUUGUGGACGCUGCAGGAGGAACCAGUCCUGUGUGAGCCGAGAUAGGAUCAACUGGAGGUGUAAGACAAGGAAAUCUCCUGCCAGAAAGAUCCACUUCUUUGCGUCCUUCCCCGGCCAGCUCAAAGGUAAAGUGAACCGGAUCAAGUACAGUAAGGUUCUGGUGAACGUGGGCCGAGGUUUCAGCAGGAGGACCGGGAUGUUCAGGGCUCCUGUGAACGGAGUCUACCAGUUCUUCUUCUCCACCCAGUCGGCCAACACGGGGCAGAAGACCGACCUGUGGCUGGUGGUCAACAGUUACUGGGUGGCCGUCUCUCACACACACGUCGCCCGGCCUUCAUCCGUAGGGAACCUGUCCACCUACAUGACCUUCCUCCGCAAAGGGGCUUUAAUCUACGUCACCCAUAACUGCGGCCGGUCAUGGGCUAACGCUGCCUCCAUGACCAUCACGUUUGGAGGCUCACUGCUUGCACAGUGGAAAUAAUGUUAAUGUUGAUGCAUUCAAUUCUGUACAUUUUAAUUCUUUCAUUGUACUGUAUUUCAAUUUUCACAUGGUGUGUGUGUCAGGACAAAUUAACAC
Messenger RNA from Notolabrus celidotus (New Zealand spotty), 1379 nucleotides. RefSeq lists its product as uncharacterized. Gene Ontology annotation, molecular function: protein binding. The record is from RefSeq and is a predicted model, not a curated record. Bases 78 to 1283 code for a protein of 401 amino acids. The transcript is spliced from 9 exons. NCBI's taxonomy places the organism in Eukaryota, Metazoa, Chordata, Actinopteri, Labriformes, Labridae.